Messenger RNA from Branchiostoma belcheri (Belcher's lancelet), 1691 nucleotides. RefSeq names its product sorting nexin-27-like. NCBI's taxonomy places the organism in Eukaryota, Metazoa, Chordata, Leptocardii, Amphioxiformes, Branchiostomatidae. Bases 27 to 1604 code for a protein of 525 amino acids. The transcript is spliced from 10 exons. Gene Ontology annotation, cellular component: early endosome. Gene Ontology annotation, molecular function: phosphatidylinositol-3-phosphate binding; protein binding. The record is from RefSeq and is a predicted model, not a curated record. Gene Ontology annotation, biological process: intracellular protein transport; signal transduction.
GAGAUCCACACUAGCAAUUUCGCAAGAUGGCGGAAAGCGGGGGAGAGGAAGACCUUCCUAGUCCCGAUCAAGUCUCUACAAAACCUCGGGUCGUGACCAUCUACAAAACAGACACAGGCUUCGGUUUCAACGUCCGGGGGCAGGUUAGCGAAGGAGGCCAGUUACGGAGCAUCAACGGGCAGCUGUACGCGCCGCUACAACAUGUUUCCGCCGUGCUGGAGGGAGGAGCGGCCCACAAGGCCGGCAUCCAGAGAGGGGAUAGGAUCCUUGAAGUAAAUAAGGAGAACGUGGAAGGUGCCACUCACAAAAGAGUAGUGGACCUGAUCAAGUCGGGAGGCGAUGCUCUCACGUUAAAGGUCGUCUCGGUGUCCAGAAAGGAAGCGGCUCGGCUGGACUCCCAGGGCGACGACAACUCCGCCUCCUACGCCUGUGUAGACUACAGCGAGAAGAGGGCCCUCCCCAUCUCCAUACCGGACUACAGAACACUGGAAACUUCUGCCGAGAAAUUUGUGGUGUACAAUAUCUACAUGGCAGGGAGGCAGCUGUGUGCCAGGAGGUACCGGGAGUUCUCCAACCUCCAUCAGACCCUCAAGAGGGAGUUCCCAGAGUUCCCCUUCCCCAAGAUGCCGGGGAAGUGGCCGUUCACGCUGUCCGAGCAGCAGCUGGACGGGCGGCGGCGUGGGCUGGAACAGUACCUAGAGAAGGUCUGCUCCAUCCGAGUCAUCGCUGAGAGCGACGUCAUGCAGGAGUUCCUGGCAGACAUCACAGAAAAAGACGUGAACAGUGGUACAGCUGAGGUGGACCUGAGAGUCCUGUUACCAGACAGAAGCACACUCACUGUCACCAUCAGGAGAAACAACAACACAGACCAGGUCUACGACGCUGUAGUAGACAAACUGGGACUUGAUGAGGAACUACUUCCCUACUUCGGACUGUUUGAAAUUAUGGACACAAACUUUGAGAGAAAACUGGUGCCCACAGAGUUCCCCCAUAACCUGUACAUCCAGAACUACACAGCUGCAGCCUCCACCUGCAUCGCUCUGCGUAAAUGGCUCUUUGACCUGCAGAGAGAACUGCAGCUGUCGCACCUGGACAUGGCCAACACCUUCUUCUACUGGCAGGCUAUAGACGAUGUUGGGAAGGGCAGAAUCAGGCCGGGCGACCACAUUUAUGAACUCAAGUCUCUGCAGGACAGGGGCAAGAAACAAGAGUAUUUGAAGCUUGUGAGGAAGUGUGAAGGCUACAAUGAGAUUGCAUUCCCCCACUGCCCCUGUGACUCCAGGAAAAAGGGCCAUGUCAUCGUGGCCCUGACCAUAGAACACUUCACACUCACGGCAUGUACAGAGGAGGGAGAACCAGAGAGCCAGGUGAUCACGUUCAGCUGGGAGGAGAUGACCCAGUGGGAGGUGGAUGAUGAGGGCAUGGCCUUCUGUUUCCAGUACCAGCGAGGGGAGAAAAAACCACGCUGGGUCAGGAUCUUCUCACCACAUUUUGUGUACAUGUAUGACUGUUUCGAGAGGAUCGUCCAGGAACUAGGUACAGUCACAGCAGCAAAUGUGAGUUGGUUUUCAUUAUACUGUAUACGUACAAGGUUUAUGUGCUGAUUCAAGCAAAUUCAAUGGCUUUUGUCAGCUUUUGUGGGAUGCCCUUGUAAAGUAAAGUAGCCGUGUAGUAUCAUUUCUGAGGCCUGU